Molecule: messenger RNA, 531 nt
Organism: Naegleria lovaniensis
Lineage: Eukaryota; Heterolobosea; Eutetramitea; Acrasida; Naegleriidae
Exons: 1
Coding region: 1-531 (176 amino acids)
Source: RefSeq, a predicted model, not a curated record
AUGUCGUUGAACGAUCUUGUCCACCCACUUUAUUGGAAUCAAUUUAAGGCAAACGUUACACAGCAAGUUAUUGGAGUUCAAAUACGAACGGGAGAUGGGGUUAGGGAACCACCACGUCUUUUAGACACAUCCAAAGCAGCAUUUUGGAGUUGUAUUGACCAAGUGUCGGCAAAUAUUAAGAAAAGAUAUCCAGAACAACAGGAGCCAAAAAUCUUUUUAACUACUGACAGUCAAGCAAUCAAAGAAUAUGCAAAACACAGAUAUAUGGACAGAUUAAUUACAUUCAACACACGAAUAGCACAUAUUGACUAUGAAGCAUCUGCAAGCAUAUUUCAGUCCACCCUUGCAGAAUUUUUAAUGCUUUCCAUGUGUGACGCAUUUAUUAUUUCAAGGUCAAACUUUGGAGAGGCAGCUUCCAUGGUCAAUUUCAAUCCUCGAUUUAAAAUACCAGGAGCCAAGUGCGACCAUAAUCCUCCAGAGUUUGAACUUGCCUCAGGUCAUAUAAUAAUCAGCAGCUUCAAAGCGCAGUAG